Molecule: messenger RNA, 1171 nt
Organism: Rhinichthys klamathensis goyatoka
Lineage: Eukaryota; Metazoa; Chordata; Actinopteri; Cypriniformes; Leuciscidae
Gene: npsn
Product: nephrosin
Exons: 9
Coding region: 39-857 (272 amino acids)
Biological process (GO): proteolysis
Molecular function (GO): zinc ion binding; metalloendopeptidase activity
Source: RefSeq, a predicted model, not a curated record
CUGUUUGACUCAGACCAUUUUCUCAGAAAGCUCUCAUCAUGUACUUGGUGGUGGUCAUCUCUCUACUCCUGAGCUCUGCUCCUGCUCAGAGUCGUACUAUUCAGGAUUUAAUUGAAAAGAUCCCUGGGAAGACUGGUAACAUCACAGAGAAAGAUGAUAUACCAGUGUCAACUAUAAUUGAAACCAACAAACAUGCAGGACUGGGACUGGAUAAGCCUUUGAUCAUGUUUGGAGACAUCGCCGUACCAAGCGGGCUCCAGAAUGCAGAUCCAUGUACCGCUCGUGGGUGCAAAUGGGACAGAAGCAGAGAUGGAUUAGUCUAUGUGCCCUACGUCAUCUCCAACCAGUACUCUCCACAGGACAUAAGUGUGAUUAAAAGAGGUAUGCAGUCCUUUGCAGAGGUUUCCUGCAUUCGAUUCGUACCUCAUCAAGGACAGAGGAACUUUCUUCACAUACAGUCUAAUUCUGGAUGCUAUUCAUAUUUGGGGCGCCAAAGGGGAGGGCAGGUUGUUUCUCUCCAGCGUUUUGGGUGUGUCUAUCACCAAAUUGUGCAGCACGAACUCCUUCAUGCUCUCGGGUUCCAUCAUGAACAGAACCGCAGUGACCGUGACAAACACAUCCAAAUCCUUUAUCAGAACAUCAUUCCUGAACAGCAGCACAAUUUCCGUAAAGUAGACACCAACAAUCUGGCUACCCCCUAUGACUACAACUCUGUGAUGCACUAUUCAAGGUACGCUUUCUCUAGGAAUAAUGAGCCAACCAUGAUUCCCGUUCCGAAUGCGAAAGUUGUGAUUGGUGAAGCUAAACAAAUGAGCCCCAAUGACAUCCUACGCAUUAACAGACUCUACUGCAGUUGAGAAACUGCUGCCGGGCUGUAUGAAGAACGUGUCUGAAGGAAAAGUUCAUCCAUUUUUUGUUUCCUAGCAUUCUUUUUUAAGCUUUCCUUUUUGCACAUCAUAGUGUCAAAUGAUUUAACUUAUUUCAUUAACAUCCUAAAAUCAGAAAUCUCUCAGUACUUAAGAUAAGAUAAUGAGAAUAAUGAAUGAUAAUAAAAGAUAAUAAUGUUCCAGUAUCAGAUGCUUGUGACAAAUCAACAAAAGGAGCAAAUAAUGUGAACUUAAAAUGUUCUUUAAAACAAGUAAAUAAAAAAUCAAAAUCAACACCCCUAUGA